Molecule: messenger RNA, 990 nt
Organism: Rhinichthys klamathensis goyatoka
Lineage: Eukaryota; Metazoa; Chordata; Actinopteri; Cypriniformes; Leuciscidae
Gene: cd40lg
Product: CD40 ligand
Exons: 5
Coding region: 122-928 (268 amino acids)
Biological process (GO): immune response
Cellular component (GO): membrane
Molecular function (GO): tumor necrosis factor receptor binding
Source: RefSeq, a predicted model, not a curated record
UGACAUCUAUCAGGAAGUCGCAUUCAAAUGAGCUCAAUUGCAUUCAGAACAGCUCUUCAGAACUGCAUGGGUGCCACUGGAGUACACGUCUCUUCUCUUGUCAACUCGUCUUCUCUUCAUCAUGAUAAACACCUUUCACAGUAGCUACAAUCCCCCACCGGUGCCUCCACGGGCAAGGUACAGCAAACCCCAGCCAGUGGGAAAUACAGCUUUGGUCAAGAUUUUGUCAGUGAUGCUACUGAUGUUAAUGAUGCUGACCUUCGGAGGCUUCUUCUACCUGUUCAAGAAACUCAACCUGCUGCAGGGCCAUGGGAGUUAUCAUGAAUCGAAUCAUGAAGACAUGACGAACCUGCUGAGACUAGAUGACUGUGUGAAAGAAAAAUUGGGAGAAGACUCAAGGGCAGAAUGUAGCGAACUGAUAGAAAAUUAUAAAGCGGUCAUAGAAAAGGUUUUACAAUCAAAUAAAAAAGUGUCUAGAUUAACUGCAGGGCCGAAUGGGUCGAAUGGACCGGCUGCACACAUGGUUCUUUUGACCGAACGUAAAGAUACGAAAGAGUUCAUGAGGUCAAACAACCUACUUUGGGAUCUAGACCAUUCAAUGUUACAGGAGGUACAGCUCAGCAGCAAAGGGGACAUGUUGAUCAUUCAAAAACCUGGAAUCUAUUUCAUCUACUCCCAAGUCACCUUCUCCAAACAAUCUAAAAGUGCAUUAAAGCAAGCCAUAAGGGUCACCGGACCCAAGAAACAGGAAGACAAGGAGCUACUCAAGGCUUUUUGCAGCUUGAACGACAGCACAUCAAAUUUGUGCACAGCCUCCCUGGCGGGGGUGUUCCAACUACAGAAAGACCAAAAGCUCUAUGUUACAGCAACAAACACAUCCUUGGUGAACAGGGACUCCUGCAGCUUUGGAUUAUUCAAAUUACGGUAAAGAACUCUGGAACUGAAUCGGUCAAGAUGGAGGUAGAGAUGGAUGAUACGAGACAGUGAGGA